CCCACUAUUAUAACUUUAUGUUGUGCUUAUUUUAAACAGCAAAUAUAUGGAAUCCUCUCCUCAUAUAUUGCCAUAACCAAAGCCACAAGACACAAUACAAUACUACUUCCGCCUCCUCCUCAGUCCUCAAUCAAUCAUAAACUCUGUCUUGUCUCUGUACCACAAACUAUUUACUGUCUCCGCCGCUGUAUCCACGGUCAUCUCUCUCUCUCUCUCUAGAUCCAACAAAGCAAAGCAUGGACGAGUACUCAUCAAUCAUCUCAGCUGCAUCAUCAUCUCCGUCGUCUUCCCAGCUGCAAAGCCCGGCAACCCUUCAACAGAGACUUCAGCUCAUCGUACAAACCCAGCCCCACUGCUGGGCCUAUGCCAUUUUCUGGCAAUCUUUCAACGACGACAUUAAUGGCCGCCUCGUCUUGGCCUGGGGAGAUGGCCAUUUCCAUGGGACCACCAAACACACAGUACUGAACACCGACCGGAGCAAGCCUAUCGUCGGCGAAGCUACCGACGCCGUCGAAUGGUUCUUCCUCAUGUCCUCAACCAGAUCCUUCUUCGCCGGAGAUGGAGUUCCCGGGAAGGCCUUUGCUUCCGGGUGUCUGGUUUGGCUGAAAGCUGCCCAUCAGCUUCAGUUCUACAACUGCGAAAGAGCUCGAGACGCUCACGCCCAUGGCCUUCUCACUCUUGUCUGCAUUCCGACCUGUAACGGGGUGAUCGAGUUGGGUUCCACUCAAAUAAUCCAAGAAAACUGGGGUUUGGUGCAGCAAGCGAAAUCACUUUUUGGAUCAGAUCUCCCAAUAUUCCCAAAGCAACUCAUGAGUCCGAUGCAGGUUCUCGAUCAUCGCAACGUUUCGGUCGCCGAUGUGGGUAUACUGAUGGAGCAUUCAAAGUCGGAGUGUGGUCUUGAACCGCCUCCGGCAGAGGCGGUGCAGCAGCGGCAACCGAAGAAGAGGGGAAGAAAGCCGGGGCAGGGCCGGGAGAUGCCGGCGGACCACGUGGAGGCGGAGCGGCAGCGGCGGGAGAAGCUGAACCACCGCUUCUACGCCCUCCGGGCGGUGGUCCCCAACGUGUCGAGGAUGGACAAGGCAUCCUUGCUCUCCGACGCAGUGGCCUACAUCUCCGAGCUCAAGGGCAAAGUUGAAGACAUGAAAUCGCAGCUCCACCAGAGAGAAUCAUCAUCCAAGAAAGUGAAGAAGAUGGAGUCCAUAGACAGCAGUGCAGACAACCAAAGCACGACCACCACGAGCGUGGACCAGAGAACAGGUCCUAAUUCGUCGUCCUCCUCGUCGUCGCCGCGUUGUACGGCGGCUGGGCUGGAGGUGGAAGUUAAGAUUGUGGGUCCAAACGCUGUGGUGAGGGUGCAAUCGGAGAACGUUGAUUAUCCGGCGGCGAGGCUGAUGGUGGCGCUGCAGGAGCUGGAAUUGCCGGUCCACCAUGCCAGCAUUUCGACCGUCAAUGAUCUGAUGCUUCAAGAUCUGGUGGUCGGUGCUGCUGAAGGGCUGAGUGAGGAUGGAUUCAGAACUGCUCUGCUUGGGAAACUUAAUUGCAGCAGCACAAGCAAUUCCCUUAUCUAGUCAGUAAAUCUAGUAAUUAAUUAGUUACUAAUAGUAAUACUAGUUAGUUUUGUAAUAAAAUAAAAUCUUCAUCUUGGUUUCCUGUUUAUUAAGUCUUAUAUCAUAAAUAUUAUCACAGAUGCGAUCGAGAGGUUUGAGAGGGCAAGAGAUUGGUGACGCAGUCAAAAAUUUAUGAGAAUUCAUGGAUAUAUCCAACUCCAUUAAUGUAAAAUUGGAAAUUUUU
Diospyros lotus (date-plum) is the source of this 1791-nucleotide messenger RNA. RefSeq names its product transcription factor MYC3-like. Bases 237 to 1568 code for a protein of 443 amino acids. The transcript has a single exon. The record is from RefSeq and is a predicted model, not a curated record. Gene Ontology annotation, biological process: regulation of DNA-templated transcription. Gene Ontology annotation, cellular component: nucleus. Lineage: Eukaryota; Viridiplantae; Streptophyta; Magnoliopsida; Ericales; Ebenaceae. Gene Ontology annotation, molecular function: protein dimerization activity; transcription cis-regulatory region binding; DNA-binding transcription factor activity.